GGAGGGGGGGCAUUAGAGGGUAAAACCCCCCCUUUGAUUCAAAUAGAAAUACGCCAAAUAGAGCUGGAACGAACCCUGAAACAGUCUUUCCUGCUGGUGGAUGUUUUAAAGAGGAACAUACCUGUUAGAUUUGGUCAUUCUGAGCCUGUUGGAGGGAGGAGAGACUCCCCCCCUCCCGGCUCGCUCUGAUCAGCACCUCCUCCCCUGAGAGCAGCUGCUGUCCGACACCAUGAACCGGCAGAAGGAGCUGCUGCAGCUGACAUGAGGAGGAGGCGUCGCUGCUGCGCCGGAUCCUCUCUCCUUUGAACGCCUGGAGGUGGUCUGAUCCUGCACCAUGGGGGCCCCGCUCUGCAGAUGCAGGAAAUGCCUCUUCACCCUUCUGCAGCUUUUACUGCUGCUGCCAUCAGUGAGCGUCCAGAGGCAGCCGGUGGGCCCCCCCUUGGACUGCAAAAAGACGUGCGUGUGUGCUAGCAACAUCAUCAGCUGUUCGAAAGCGAAUUUGACCAACAUUCCUACCGCGCUUCCACAAUACGCCACCGUGCUGGACCUCAGCUUCAACGCCAUCGCCAGGCUUCGAGCCGGCUGGACCGCCGUCAGUCUGGACAGCCUGGAGAAGCUGCUGCUCAACAACAACGGCCUCAACUUCCUCUCCUCCGAGGCCUUCCUGCACGUGACCAACCUUCGCUACCUGGACCUGUCCUUCAACGACCUCCGCCAGCUGGACGAGUUGAUCUUCGAGCCGCUGGAGCGGCUCCAGGUGCUGCUCCUGUACAAGAACAACAUCUCUCAGAUCGACCGCAGCGCCUUCUCCGGGCUGGCGCUUCUGCAGAGGCUCUACCUGAGCCACAACCGCAUCGCACGCUUCCCCUUGGAGCUGGUGAAGGAGCAAACCCGGCUGGAGAGCCUGGAGCUGCUGGACGUUUCCUCCAACCGGAUCAAAAGCCUCCCCGUCAGCGACCUCCUGGCCCUUCCCGCCUGGAUCGGCACCGGCGUGUUCUUCCACAACAACCCGCUGAGCUGCAGCUGCGACUUGUACGAAAUGGUGGCGCGCUGGUUCCUCAAAGACCUCACCUCCGCCGUGGACUUCACCAGCAGCCACACGUGCGUGAUACCGAGCCUGCGGAAGGCGACCGUGCCCGUCCUGGAUCUGUACAAGGCUCAUCUGAACUGCAGUGAGGUCAGAGGUCUGAAAGAGGAGGCCUAUCUGGGGCAGUCGCUGGUGCUGGAGUGUGACACGAAGCACAGGAACAUGCUGAAACGAUGGGAGCUUCCCGGGAAUGUCACCGGAGCUGUGAUGCGCCCCGACGGGAGCCUCCUCAUGGAGGCUCUCAGAGUGGAGGACUCGGGGAUCUACACCUGCUAUGCCACGAAUGACUCCCUCAAAGAGACCUUGUAUGUGACCGUGGUGGUGUUUAACUCCACAAUGAGGGGUGGGCUGGAGAACAUCAACACGGCCUACACCACCCUGGUGGGGUGCCUGCUGAGCGUGGUCAUGGUGCUCUUCUACCUGUACUUCACGCCCUGCCGCUCCGCCUGUUGCAGCGAGAAGGACGACUUGGGAGGAAGUCUCCAGUCCUCGGAGGAAAACCUUUCCCAGGCCGGCGGCAGACGUGCAGCCACGCCGGAGCAAAACGGGAAUCUGAAUCCCAUCGGAGAAGAGGACGAGGAAGAGGAGGAGGACGGGAGGAAGAGGAAAGGCUCUGACGGCGAGUCGGUGUGCUCUGACGCUCCGAUGGUGGUGUGAACAUUUUAAAGAUGUAAUCCACUUCGGGUGGAACUUAGAGUAGAAAAACAAUAAUGCAAAAAGCUGCAUUUUUAAAGCAAAAAACUAGGAAAUAAUUAUUUAAAUUUGAGGUAAUUUGACCUUUUAACACAUGAGCUCAGUGUUUAUGUUCAUUUAAUUACUUUAGCUUUUCA
Oryzias melastigma (Indian medaka) is the source of this 1917-nucleotide messenger RNA. Its product is annotated as amphoterin-induced protein 1. The transcript is spliced from 2 exons. Gene Ontology annotation, molecular function: protein binding. The coding region runs from base 335 to 1744 and encodes 469 amino acids. The record is from RefSeq and is a predicted model, not a curated record. Lineage: Eukaryota; Metazoa; Chordata; Actinopteri; Beloniformes; Adrianichthyidae. Gene Ontology annotation, biological process: brain development.